AUGGUCUUAUUACGAUCAAGGGUUCAUCUUGAUCAGCUUUCUCUGGUUCUCAGCUUACUCUGGUUAAUUGCUAGCCCACCCCUCGUUUCCGGUCACUUUAGACCGCCGCCGACAUUCAGUUACAAUGGAGGGCUACUCCUGACGGGCAAACUCGACCUUUCAAUCUUCUUCUAUGGUGCAGUUGGACGCACACAAAAGCGUGUGAUUAGGUCUUUCAUCAAGUCGCUGAAUCAUGGUGGUGGCACCCCCAAGCCUAGGGUAACAUCCUGGUGGGAUAUGAUCGAGAGCUACCAAUCCACUGCUUCCCCGGAUCAUACUGCCCCCAAAAUCGCAGUCAAAGUGGUGAGUCAAAUAACUGAUAAUAGUUACUCCCUUGGAAAAGUGAUCACCAAAGACUUCAUAAAGUCGAUGGUCAAGACGGCCACCGCCGGGAAGCCUCCUUCAAAUCUUGUCGUCAUCUUUACCGAUAAGCAAUGUGCUGUCUCAGCCCUUUGCAGGGGAAAAUGCUAUGAUCAUGGAGUUAUUGAUAACCAGCCUUAUCUCAUCGUCGGAAACCCCGAAGUCGAGUGUCCCGGUGCUUGUGCCUGGCCCUUCGUAAAGUCCAACUACGGCCCUCCAGGCAUCACCCUCAAACCACCAAACGGCAACCCCAUGGUCGAUGCCAUUCUAGUCAACUUUGCUGCCGGUUUGGCUGCUGCUGUCACCAAUCCAUUCAAUACCGGAUUUUCCAAACCAGGACCCAAAACCUGGCCGCUGGAGGCUAGCACUGUUUGUAAUGGUAUAUUUGCAAGAGGGGCGUUCCCAGGGAAUCCCGGCAAGGUGGCGUUGGACGGGAAAUCCGGCGGGGCGUUCAAUGCUCAUGGAUUGAAUGGUAUGAAGUUUUUGCUACCUGCGCUGUGGAAUCCAAGAACAUCUUCAUGCUGGACACUGAUGUAG
Messenger RNA from Argentina anserina (silverweed cinquefoil), 936 nucleotides. RefSeq names its product protein EXORDIUM-like. Bases 1 to 936 code for a protein of 311 amino acids. The transcript has a single exon. The record is from RefSeq and is a predicted model, not a curated record. NCBI's taxonomy places the organism in Eukaryota, Viridiplantae, Streptophyta, Magnoliopsida, Rosales, Rosaceae.